Messenger RNA from Anopheles stephensi (Asian malaria mosquito), 1674 nucleotides. RefSeq lists its product as uncharacterized. Bases 1 to 1674 code for a protein of 557 amino acids. Gene Ontology annotation, cellular component: plasma membrane. The record is from RefSeq and is a predicted model, not a curated record. The transcript is spliced from 7 exons. NCBI's taxonomy places the organism in Eukaryota, Metazoa, Arthropoda, Insecta, Diptera, Culicidae. Gene Ontology annotation, molecular function: protein binding.
AUGUCCAACGGCACCACACGAUCGCGAACCUUACGUCACAAAACUGCUCACCGAUGGCAGCACUACUGCAUUCGCGGAUCGUCCAGUGCCGCCCUAAUGCUGGCAGCACUGUCAACACUCGCCGUGCUCACGGUCACACUUGCGACAACCAAAUCCGGCAGCGCUUCCAACCCGGUCGUACUGAUCUCGCCCAACCACGACGAACCGACGGCACUGGCACUGGCCGCCGCAGCCGCCGCCGGUCAGAAACAAUCGCAGCAAACGUACUACAGCAGCAACCGAGGUGGCAGCAAUCCACCGCGGCAACAGUGCGCCCUAUCCGAGCACACCUGCACCAAUGGGCGUUGCAUUCCGUGGGACAAGUACUGCAAUAAUGUAAAUGACUGCGGCGAUGGCAGUGACGAACCACGCUUCUGCACCCGAUGCAACCGUACGUACUACGGCAACAUUGGACUGACGUACAAUCUGGAGCUGCACCGACCGAAGGAGGACCGGAUACCGUACGUGUGCAUCCUGACGUUCACAGCCGCCGGUGGCAGCUACGGUGACAUCGUGCAGGUGACGCUCGACAGUUUCACCCUCGGACGGUUCGUGUCGUACACGGAAAAUGGCUGCCCGGACGGUUAUCUGCAGGUGUCGGAAGCGAAACGUGCCAAUGUCGGUGGCAUGUGGUGCGGUACGACCUGGGGUCCGGCCAUCUUCUACAGCGAAACCGAUUCCCUCGUCAUGACGAUUAAACUGUUCAAACUUUCGCGUGACCAAAGCGGCUACAACUUCGACUUCCGGAUACAGUACAAAAUGCUGUCCCGUGCCAGUGCGGUCGUGCGGUACGGUGGACAACGGCACGAGUACAUCCCACCGUGGACGAAUGUCACGUACAUCCCGAACUACCCGCUGAUCGAGGACUUUACCAACUCGACCGCACACUCGGAGCACCAGACGUACCAGGAGACGACCGGGUUAGGUGUCGGGACCGGCCAACAGCGCAACCGGAUGAUAUCGCUCGGUGCUAACGAUCUACCCUACCCGACGACCUACGACAAUAUGACGCGCGGCAACAUCGGACUGCAACGGGGUGGGCCCUCCUCCUCGUUGGGCGGUGGUUCAAUGUUUGGGCGCCUGAAUGGGUCGGCCGACUCAUGGAUGCCGCUCGGGCCAGGUGUACCAACUCGCAAGCAGCUGAACUACACCGAACCGCAGUACUACUUAGGCGACCUAAUGCAGGGAACGUUUUGCUCGCGAAUAUUCACCAACUGCGACAAGAAGGUGUGUCGAUUGCAGUCGCCCAACUUUCCCGGCAUCUAUCCAAGGAAUCUGACGUGCUACUUCGCCGUUAGGCAGCACGACGUCCCACCAGGUAAGCAUGCGUUCAUCGUCAUCAGUCAACCGAAGGGCAACCUCGUCUGGAUAUCGACCGAAGCAUCGGCCGGUGCCGCUUCCAACGCUGCCCGGGGAGGAGACGAAAAGGAAAAGCACAAACCUCGACUCCAGACCUGGAACGAAUGUGACAGUGUGCAGGACAGCACGAAUCCGAAGUGGAAAUCUACGGUAAUGUUGAUGUGUCUCAUAGUCUCUUCUACUUCACUAUUUCCAUCAAACAAACAAACAGAGCAAACAAAAACAAAACUGCAGAAACGACAGCAACACAGGCGCUUCUUGCUAUGUUUUUCCUAG